GCGUUGAGUGAUCGUCCUCUAGCCCCCGACCUGCUCAGAAUCGUCCUCGCGGCGGGGCGGUGGAACGUCGGAAGGGUUGUCGUUGGGCGGCAGGGGCGAGAUAGGGGCGUGGGCGGGGGCGUGUGUAGCGACGCGUUGAACGGCGGCGGCGGCGGCGGCUGCGCGGUCGCCGGCGGCGACGCUGGCUCGCUCUGGUGUCGGUCGCCCGCGCCAGUCUGCCGGCGGGCGCUGUUCCGGCCGCUUCUAGUGCUCCCAGCGCUGCCUGCUCCCUCCGCCGCCGCCGCCGCCGCCGUCAAAAUCUUCACACCAGCGAAAAGAACCGUCAAUGGGGAGUUCGUGAAUGAAGAGACUGGAAACCUGGGUUGCAGCAAAACAGUCUUCAUUUUGACUGAACUUUUCAGCUCUGCCAUGGUUGUCACCUCAACUACGACAACGGCGAUUCCUGCACCGCUGAGCGAGGAGCACCAGACAAGGCUGCUGGAGGCCAGCGAGCUCGCCUGCUGGAGGCGCAUUUUGGACGAGAAUGUCACAGCAGAGCAAAAUGAUGCCGGUGAGUCCUGCCCUCCCGUGUGGGAUGGCAUCUUGUGCUGGGACAGGGCGUCGCCUGGACAGUUACUCACCCAACGUUGCCCGGCCUACAUCGCUGGAUUCCAUUCGCAGGCCAACGCUUCGAAAUUCUGCACUGACGCUGGCGUGUGGUACACACGAGAAGUUAAUCGUACGUGGACAAAUUUCUCACAAUGCUUCAGCGGACCGGAAGCAACUGUUAUUAUGGAUAUUGAGGUUUCACCCAAGAAUGAAUCUCACAUCGAGCCGUUCUUACGAUCUCUGAAAACAAUCUCGGAGAUUGGUUACUCCGUGUCGCUGGCCUCGCUGCUGGUGGCGUUCUUCAUUCUGGCCAGUGUCAAGAAGCUGCGCUGCCCUCGCAACGUGCUGCACAUGCACCUGUUCGCGUCGUUCAUCAUGCGCGCCUUCAUGUCGCUGCUCAAGGACUCGCUGUUCGUGCAGGGCCUCGGCAUGACCACAGACCUGCUCACGCGGGAGGAAGGAAGCUACUUCAACAUAGAACACCAGAUUAAUUGGCCAUGCAGAACAAUUGUCAGCCUCUGGCAGUACUUCAUAAUGGCGAACUACUCUUGGAUUCUGAUGGAAGGGCUCUAUUUGCACAAUCUGAUAUUUCUGGCUCUCUUCUCAGAUUCUAGUUCAAUCACCAUGUACAUCGUCCUAGGCUGGGGCCUGCCGGCAAUGUUUGUGUUACCAUGGACGCUGUGCAGAGCACUUAUGGAAAACACAUGGUGCUGGACAACUAACGACAACACUACAGUCUUCCUUCUGAUAAGGAUACCAACUGUCGCAUCCAUUGUGGUGAAUUUUAUUCUAUUCAUAAACAUAGUGCGAGUCUUAUUGCUCAAAUUAAAAUCGUCUCUUAGUGAGGAAACGAAAACUUACAGACGAUGGGCGAAGUCCACUCUGGUGCUAGUUCCUCUGUUUGGCGUCCAUUAUAUGGUUUUCCUCGGGCUUCACCUAAGCACGGAUAGCACCGUUGAAAUUGUGUGGCUGUUCUGCGAUCAGCUGUUUGCUUCUUUCAAUGUGCGCGCCGAGCUGUCCAAGAAGUGGAGUCACCUCUCCUUCCCGGGGCGGCUGGUGCGCCGGCUGCGGCUGCCGGGCCGGGCGCGCCUCAGCAGCGGCGUCCUCGUGAGCAACGGGCGGUACGCGGGCAAGGCCCGCCACAGCCACCCGCGCGGCUCCUGCUACUCCAGCACGUCCUUCACCACCGUCAGCGUGCUGCCCUCGGCGCACUACUUGGCCGCCGCCGCCGCCGGCAAGAAGCGGCUGCCGACACGUCUGUUAAGGAGAUAAAUAACUGUGGACAGAACAGAAGAUGGUCUGGGACCGAUUACAGUUCAGAAACAAAUGCAGUCGAGUUGAAAAGCAUUACGUCAUCAAAGAACUACAUUGUGAAUAUGUGAAAAUGUCUUCGUCAUUUAUUUUGAGCAUACAUUCAACGUAGCUGUUUCAUAGGCAUUGUGUGUAUCUACAUUCUGAAUAAAUGUAUGUAGUCAAUAUGCCAACUCUUAAAAAAACUCUGAUGGAUAUUGAAUGCAUUUGAUGGAAUUGUGUAUAUUAUUGGUGAUUUAAGUUUGCAACGUACUAGAGAAUACUAAUGUGUAGGCUAUCUCUCAAAGAAAAAUUAAAGUGAAAAUGAUUUCCUCGUAUCUUGAAUUUGGAUUCUACAUUGUCACUAUCUGACAUUCAAAAUAGUAGUAUUAAAAUUAAUAUUAUCGUGGUAAUGAGCUAGCGAAUUGUGGUGCUAGGCAACGCCAAAGUCAAUUCUGUGAUAAUAAGCGUGUAAUUGUACUUUUCAACAAUUCUUUUGAACGUAAAAGAAUUAUUGAAUUCAUUACUUUUAAUAAGACUGUUGUAAAUAUAUUUUUAUUCGUAGGAUAUUUUUCUACUUAAAUGCCAUUUCAUUUCUUAAAUGUUAGAAACUCCUGAAAACUGUAGAUUUUAUAAAUAAACCUUUAAAUAUUUAAAAUGA
Gryllus bimaculatus (two-spotted cricket) is the source of this 2539-nucleotide messenger RNA. The record is from the annotation of a GenBank genome assembly. NCBI's taxonomy places the organism in Eukaryota, Metazoa, Arthropoda, Insecta, Orthoptera, Gryllidae.